Molecule: messenger RNA, 3202 nt
Organism: Cyprinodon variegatus (sheepshead minnow)
Lineage: Eukaryota; Metazoa; Chordata; Actinopteri; Cyprinodontiformes; Cyprinodontidae
Product: taste receptor type 1 member 1-like
Exons: 6
Coding region: 5-2494 (829 amino acids)
Biological process (GO): G protein-coupled receptor signaling pathway
Cellular component (GO): membrane
Molecular function (GO): G protein-coupled receptor activity
Source: RefSeq, a predicted model, not a curated record
UCACAUGCACAUGUUAAAAUAUCACUGCCUUAGAAUGAGAGAUUUUAUUUGUUGUUGUUUUUUUAGUGUAGUGUUUUUGCUUUCACUGAGUCUGAGCUUGGUCACUGCCUCAGAAUUUCAACUGGAUGGUGAUUAUUUAAUAGGGGGACUGUUUGAUAUUCAUCAUGUUAGCGGUAUGGCUUUAUCAAGAAGACCAGAAGCCAUCGACUGCACCACUCAAAUUUUUUCUCUAUCAAAUUACCGGAGGUUUCAGAUGAUGAGAUUCUCAGUUGAGCAAAUCAAUAAUUCCACCAACUUGCUUCCAAAUGUCUCUCUUGGCUAUGAAAUAUUUGACCAAUGCUCAAACACAAAAAAUUUGCCGGGUAUAUUUAAACUCAUCUCAAACAAUGGAGUGGUUCAGCCAUGGGGUGAACCAUUAAAGAAUUUCUCCAACAAUCCUAAAGUGAUAGCUGUGGUUGGCCCUUACACCAGCACCAACACCCUGGCUGUAGCCCCACUAUUUAUGCCGGAUCUGAUACCAAUGGUUAGCUACGGUGCUGCCAGCUCUGCCUUUUCCCAAAAAAGCAGAUUUCCAUCUUUUCUUCGAACAGUGCACUCCAACAAAGAAGUCAUCGAUGUCAUGGUUAACAUCUUGGUGCACUUCAGAUGGCGUUGGGUCGCUUUCCUUUACAGUGACAACGAUUUUGGAAUUGAUGGAAUGGAGCUUUUCCUAGAAGCGAUUAAAGCUACUGACACCUGUGUGGCCUAUACCAAAGGCCUUGAUGAUAAAUCUGAUUACGCUCAAAUAUUUAAGCAAAUAGAACAACAGAGAUUAAACACCAUCAUUGUUUUUUCCACAAACAUGGAUGGUGAGGCUCUCAUUGAGUCAGCAAUUCAACUGAAUAUCACUGACAAGGUGUGGAUAACAGGGGAUACCUGGUCUUUAAACAAAAGGCUCCUCACGUUGGAAGGGGUCAAAAACAUUGGAACUGUACUUGGGGUGUCUCAGUCAGUACUACCAAUUCCUGGUUUUGAUGAUUUCAUUUACUCUUCCAAAUGCCAGUUACCAAAAGAAAAAAAGUUUUGUAAUCAGGACUGCAACUGCACCAGUUUGACACGAGAGGAGAUUGUUUCAGUCGACCCGUCCUUUUCAUUUCCAGUUCAUUCAGCUGUUUUUGCCAUUGCUUAUGCUUUACACAAUGUUCUGCGUUGUGGACCUAUUAACUGCAGCCGUGAUAUUAAAGUACAGCCACACACGGUUCUUGAAGAGCUGAGGAAAUCAAAUUUUACCCUGUUAAAUGUCAGCAUUGGAUUUAAUGAUUAUGGAAACCCAAGGUUUGGAUCCUACACAAUAGUUUUCUGGAACCGCAGCAGCUUUGCAGAGGAGAUUGGCUUCCAUGUAUUUUACCCAUCUGUCAAUUUCUUUAUCAACAAUACCAAGAUCGAGUGGUUUACAAAUCAAGAGGUUCCCAUUUCACAGUGUUCCCCAGAAUGUGCUUCUGGAUAUGCAAAGACACAAAUUGGGAUCCACAAAUGCUGCUUUAGGUGUGAUAUCUGUCCAAAAGGAACAUACAUCAACAUUGCAGAGGAUCCAUACAGCUGCAUCCCGUGUAAGGAGUCAGAGUGGUCUGAGCCAGGAAGUACAUCAUGUAGUCUGAAGCUGGUGGAGUACGUGCCAUUCACAGACAGUGGAGCUAUACUUAUCAUCAUCGGGUCUUGCAUCUUUGUGGGCCUCACCUCGACAGUCACUUUUCUCUUUACUGUAAACUAUGCCACACCUGUUGUGAGAUCUGCUGGCGGAUCGAUGUGCUUCCUAAUUUUAGGCUGUUUAUUCCUCUCUUGUCCUAGCGUGUUUUUUUACUUUGGAGAACCAACAACAGCUUCCUGCAUCUUAAGAUACUUCCCCUUUCUCUUGUUCUACACAGUUUGUUUGGCUUGUUUUGUGGUGCGUUCCUUUCAGAUUGUCUGUAUUUUCAAAAUAGCUGCAAAGAUUCCUAAACUUCAAAGUUGGUGGAUGAAAUAUCAUGGACAGUGGGUGGUCAUCACUGGGGCUUUUGUCACCCAGGCUAUUUUCCUUAUUAGCAGUUACAGUUUUGGUACUCCCCAUCCCCACCGUAACACAUUCAUCUACCAGGAUAGGAUCAUUCUUGGCUGCGAAAUUAAUACUGCAGCAACCAUAGUAUCUGUAAUUAUACCCCUUUCUUUGUGCUCGCUUUGCUUUAUCUUCUCCUACAUGGGGAAAGACCUACCAAAAAAUUAUAAUGAAGCCAAAACUAUAACCUUUUGCCUGCUACUACUAAUCCUUACCUGGGUCAUCUUUGCCACAGCCUAUAUACUCUACCAAGGAAAACACAUCCAUACAUUUAAUGCUUUGGCAGUACUCUCAAGUCUCUACUCAUUUUUGUUGUGGUAUUUCCUCCCAAAGUGCUACAUCAUUGUUCUACAGCCUCACAAAAACACACAACAGUACUUCCAGGGUCUCAUUCAGAACUACACAAAAACAAUCAGCCACUAGGCCAUUAGAUGUUUUAGCUUUAUUUCUAAGCUUGUCGGGAGUUAGAAGGUAAGACUUCUGAUAAGCAAUGCAUUUUUCAAAUUUAGGUUAGUAUUUUAUUUGAUAUACUUAGGCUACCUGUGAAUGAGCAUUUUUCUACUGAAAACCCAAAGGUUUAAUGCAAAAAGAUUUGUUCACAAGGGUAAAAAAAUAAGCAGGUUCAUAAUCUCGAUCAGCUGGGUGCUCACAGUUUUAGGUCUACUUUCUUGUUUGAAGACACCUUUAAAACAAAUUUUUAAAAUAUAUUAAGUUAAUAAAAAGUGAUAAAUAUGUCUGCUCGACUCCUGGUCAGGCUAUGCCUUGUCUUGUGAAUCCUACCUCUGUUCCUUCAGCAAUCACAAUGACAGUUGAGAAGUCCUACAGCUGACUAGGUACUAAAUCCUCCAUUGGUAUAGAGUAAGGGGAUGGUUCUACCCGAAGAUUCUUUGUUGGAUUUUGAAUUGGCCAUCCUAUCACUCAUUAUUAAAUCUAAACCUGUAGGUUUAGAUUAAAUAAUUAUUUGAUCUUAACCUCAUCUUCAAGAGCAAGUUAAACAAGGCUUUGUUAAGCUAGUGUAUAAAGCAACUGAAUGCUAUUUCUGACAUUUGAAUUGAAAAACUUCCUGGACAGGAAGUGAAACGUCUUCAGACCAAGAAAUAAAGUCCAGUGGAUUGUUUUUUUUUUUACUUU